CGGAAGUGCUCCAAAAUGGCGGCGCGCAGCGGCAGCGGUGGGGCCACGCGGCUCCGGAGCUCCCGGGAACGGCGGAGGGGGAGGGGACAGGGGGCGGGGCCCGCACGGAGGGGGACGGGGCGUACCGGAGAAGGGGAGGGGGGUGUGUACAUCCCCGGCCGCGCUCCCCCGCCCGGUCCCGGUGAAGAAAUGGUGGUGGAUACCUCCGCCUACAGACUGCUGCACCACGCGGGCACCGGCGCCCCGUGCCUCAGCCUGGACAUCGUGAGGGAUGGUUUGGGGGACGACCGCGAGACGCUGCCGCUGUCACUGCUGCUCUGCGCCGGGACGCAGGCACCCACCGCACAGGGCAACAGGCUGAUGGUGCUGAAGAUGCAGAACCUCUAUGGGCCGCGACGGCGCCGUGGGGACAGCGGCAGCGACAGUGACAGCGACAGCAGCGAGGAAGAGGAGGAGGAGGAGGACGAAGAGCGGAGCCCGCAGCUGCACCUCGCCAUGAUCCCCCACUACGGCGGCAUCAACCGCGUGCGGGUACUGCCCCACGGCGCCCCACAGAUCUGUGGGGCUGACUCACGGCGUCCCCAUAGCGCUCCCAUAGAUGCGUGGGGCGGAGCCAUAGAGGCACCGCUGCGCCUCUCUGUCAUCCUGCACUGCGGCGGUGUCAACCGUGUGUGGGUGCUGCCCCACGGCGCCCCACAGAUGUGUGGGGCUGACCCAUAGCUCCCCCAUAGGGCCUUGUAGAUCUGUGGGGCUGAUACGUAGUGCCCCCAUAGUGCCCAAUAGGUCUGUGGGGCUGACAUGCAGUACCCCUAUAGUGUUCCAGCGGGGCCCCAUAGAUCUAUGGGGCUGACAAAUAGUGCAGCCCAUAAAACUGCGCACUGACCCAUAGCACCCAGUAACACCCUAUGGAUCCCCAUAACCACCCUAUAGCGCCCCAUAACCAUCUCAUG
Messenger RNA from Numida meleagris (helmeted guineafowl), 950 nucleotides. RefSeq names its product glutamate rich WD repeat containing 1 (gene GRWD1). The record is from RefSeq and is a predicted model, not a curated record. NCBI's taxonomy places the organism in Eukaryota, Metazoa, Chordata, Aves, Galliformes, Numididae. The transcript has 3 exons. The coding region runs from base 16 to 720 and encodes 234 amino acids. Gene Ontology annotation, molecular function: protein binding.